Molecule: messenger RNA, 993 nt
Organism: Melampsora larici-populina 98AG31
Lineage: Eukaryota; Fungi; Basidiomycota; Pucciniomycetes; Pucciniales; Melampsoraceae
Exons: 11
Coding region: 1-993 (330 amino acids)
Source: RefSeq, a predicted model, not a curated record
AUGGUUCAAUCUGAAACACCUGUUCAUAGUCAGACCAAUGCCGAAUUGCUCAACUAUACCCUUCCUGGUUUCUUGUCUUUCGUCGUGAUCGUCUACUAUUACUCCGUCUUGCACUUUGGGGAUUAUCAAGGUUUAGAUGUGGCCAUACCAGAAUUAGGAGUUCACAUCUUGCUGUCACGAGUGGUCGUAACGAUAUCGCAACUCUUUUUUACUUAUCGACUCUAUGUGUUCUCCAACCACAACAUCCCAAUUACUAUUGUUUCGAUCGUACUCUCGCUAUAUCAUUUUGGUCUCUCAAUCAUGGUGUCAACCCAUUUCAUCCAAACUAAGAGAUACUCUGAGCUUUCAUUGCUAGUAAUCCUUUACUUGCUUUACUCCGGCGCGAUCGCUGGAGAUAUGUUCCUCACUGUCGCCCUCUACCUAUUCUUGAAGACUCAAAAGACACAGUUCACCAAAACUCGAUCUGUUAUAAAUGAAAUCAUUAUGCUCUCAUUUCAGACAAGUUUCUUCACCACUGCAUUGGCCGUGGUUUCUAUCGUCAUCUUGGGUCACGUUGGUCUCGGAAUCCUGUAUGCGCUCACUCUGCCUGCCGCCCAAUUGUAUCUCCUUUCUGUGGUUGUUACACUCAAUUCACGUUCUGGCUUUGCAAAAACGCUGGCAGCAAGUAGUGACAAGAGCUUCGCAGCCACUCGCCUCCCUGCGGCUGACUCUGAGACUGUAAUGCAAAUGUUGAAACAGAACAAUAUCUUCAAUGCCACACCACUGGAAGGUGUUGGUGUACGGAUUGAUCGUGUCGUCUUUACCGACGUUGAAGCUGCUCCACCAGCGAAUACGUACUCAAAAUUCGCAAACGUUCGAGCGCCUGGCCCACCGAAAUCAAAUGAGAAAAUCUUUUCAUCAACGGAAGGCUCGCAAACUGCAGAAAAAUUGGAUGCUGAACCUCUCUAUCCUCCUUGCCAGCCCUCAAGUCCACUGAAACCGCGCUUUCUUUGA